Molecule: messenger RNA, 3097 nt
Organism: Tuber aestivum (summer truffle)
Lineage: Eukaryota; Fungi; Ascomycota; Pezizomycetes; Pezizales; Tuberaceae
Source: the annotation of a GenBank genome assembly
GCUUUACGUGCCGUGGAGAGACGGGGGAGGGGGAAGUGGAAUCCUUGCCGUGGAGCCCAGCAUCGUAUAUCGACGGCACGGGUGUCUUUAUGAAUGGCGCGAGCAGUACGGUACGGUACAGUGCAAAGCGGCAUGUAAACGCCAGACGCUCAAUACGCAUAUUCGGCACGAAAGAGGCUGUGAGGCUGAAGUGUUGCGCGUACUGUACUUGUAACCAUCAUCCCCAUACACAGGUAUACCGCAGAAGGUACGAUACAGCGAACUAUCACCAUAUGAGACCUAUCGACCAUACCCUCCACCCUCCGGAAACCAAGACCACACACACACACACACACAGCAGGAAGCAUCAUACCGGUAUCAUACCAGCACUCGACUCUAGCAACUGACCGUCAGGGUCACCUACCGCUUGGCUUUCCACCGUUGCAUAAUAUUCAACAAGUGCAAGAACCCACUGUAGUCAUCCUUCAACUCUCCAGUCUCUUAUCAUACUCCUUCCUUUCCCCCCCUUUUCUCUGCUCUCUUGCCCCCCAUUGCCGCCGACACUCUCCGUGUCCCUGAUGUUUGCACCGCUUUCACCCUUCGACAUCACGAUCGUCUGAGCAACCAUGACGACUACCAUUCACCGCCAGAUAGGCAAACUGGGAAAGAGGUCGGCGGAUGAGGUAAGUUUGUUCCAACUCUCUUGAUGCUUUGGUUUGAUCCGUCCUAGGGCCCGGCCCGGAAACUAGCCGCUUACUAUGAUAGGCUACGGUAGCGAUGCUCAUCAAGGAGGUGAACGAUGCCGAGGUCCUGCUGGGGAAGGUCUGAAUCCCAAUCCCAAUCCCAAUCCCUACCCACUCCUUGCAUUGGCAACCGCGGGAGAGAGAGAUGGUGUGGAGACGAAGGGGAUCAAAUGCUGAGAAUCUCAUCUUUUAUGCAGCUAAUUGAGCACACUAAAGCCUGGCGAGAUUCCUGGUCCGAGAUCUUUGUCAAUCAGACCAUCCUUACCGAUAGCUUCCACGAUAUAUACAAGACUAUUCCGCUGCCUCAGGAUUACAAUAUUCAGGUCGCUGAGACUCCAGUUCCGGUUCUCAGAAAGGUUGCGAGACUGCAUGCUGCUCAGAAUGAUCUCAAGGCGGAUAUGACGGAGGAGACCGAGCGGGUGGAUAGGAUGCUGGUGGAGCGACUGUCCGAGGCAAAGGUAUGCUACCAGAUGGCUCGUAAGCGCGUUUGGUGAGCAGCUAUAGCUGACGGGGAAAAGGCAGCAUUGAAACCGAUCAAGAAGGCUAUCGAUAAAAGGGAAAACAAGAAGCUCGACUUUGAACGCUUCACUAAAACUGUCGAGAACCAACGUGGGAAGAAGAACAAAUCUGACAGGUCAGGCCCAGCACGGCAAUUUUGGGGUGGGGCUGAUGAAAGGGGACGUUUAGGGAUUAUUCGGUCCUUUCGAAGGCAGAGUUGGACCUUGAAAGAGCACAGAAUGUAUGCCGAGGCCUAGCAUUAGAGAAAUUGUUCAGUACCACUCGCUAACAGGGCUUUUCACUACUACUUCCCGUCCCGCGCAGGCAUACGAAAAUGCUGAUAAUCACCUCAAAGACUGGGUUCCUGAGGUUAUGGCCAAAAUCACCGAGUUCCUUCCUUGCAUCGUCGAAUCGAUAGUGCAGACUCAGUACACAUUGCUCUCGAACACGUAUUCCGCCGUCUACGAAUAUGCGAAUGAAUUCAAUUUUACGGAUCCCGAUGGCGAGGUGGUCAUAGCUGAGUGGGAGGAUCUCUUCAUACCCGUCCAACAGCAAGUAGAGUCCGAAAUCAGUUUUAUAGCGAGGGGGAAGGCUAUAACUAUGCCUAUGAGCCAAUUGGCCCAAGAGAAGAGCUAUAUUCCGAGCAUUCCAAGGAUUGGGCGAGGGAAGAAGCCUCCGCCUCCUCCGCCUCCAGCUGGCGCACCAGCGGCUGCAGCCCCGGAAGAAAAGUCGAGGUUUGGAAAGAUGGUACCGAGCAGGUUUUCCCGCGAGAAGGAAGAACCAGCCCCAUCGCCGCCAACUCCCAGGUCAAGCAAACCUUCCAUCAACAGCGCAAGAAAUUUUUCUAGCAACCACGAGAGACAGGAAUCGCCCCCACGCCUAUCUUCACGGCCUACCAUUGGUGGCGCAAGGGCCUUCUCUGGAGGCCACGACGGAGGGAUGUCUCCUCCACCACCAGUUUCAAGGGCUAGGCCUACGAUUGGAGGGAUAAAGUCUCGGGUUUCUAAUGCAAACGUAUCUGCUUCUCGGGAUGAGUCCCCUCCGCCCCCCCUCCCGGGACCAAGGCCUGGGCAGCCAGGGUCCAGACAGAAUUCGGCGGGAGAGGUUCAACAGCAUGAUUUUAGGUCCGUUAUAAAGUCUAGAAGUGCAACGCCUCUUGCGAGCAUUGCGCAAAACUCACUCGCACCCUCCCAGAGGUCAGAUUUAGUGCGGAUAAGAUCUGCAGGGUCGGGCGAUGGUCGACCACCUGAAGAGCGGCUUUUGGGGGCUGUUUCGCCGUCCGCAAUUCGUGCUGCUGAGCGAUCCUUGUCAAUGGGGGCCUCUGAUUACCAGAAUUCAAGGCCAGCUGUAUCGCGUUCACCGACAGCGGCUUCGAUAUUGUCCUCGAAGACCACGGUGUCAGAUGCCGGGUCCUUAUCAAGUAUCGCGGGGAAAAAGAAGCCUCCGCCACCCCCGCCGCCAAAGAAGAAGGGAUUAGGAAAGGGCGAGACUUGGGUUCGGGCUUUAUUCCCUUUUGAAGGCCAAGAUAAUGGUGAUCUAGUAUUCAACGAGGGCGAUAAGAUUAAGGUGCUGAAGAAGACUGAAAGCACCGAUGGUACGGCAUAUCUAUUCAUAUUCCCUUCUAGGGUUUUCCGAUUAGAGGAUCCGACUAAUAUCCUGUCAAUAAUAGAUUGGUGGGAGGGAGAAGUGCACGGGCGAAAGGGCCAGUUCCCCGCGAACUAUACGGAAAUCAUCGCCAGUUGACGGAUGAUAUUUUUAGGGGUGAGCAAGCAGGCGCAUAUGUUUUGUGGUUCCUGUUGCUUCAAGCACGGUUUUUGUCCAGCGGUUUGUGGAUGUCAGUAAUCGGCAUGGGACCCGAUAGUCAGUUGCCUCCAAUU